This is a messenger RNA of Mya arenaria, 5211 nucleotides long. Its product is annotated as multiple epidermal growth factor-like domains protein 10. Gene Ontology annotation, molecular function: protein tyrosine phosphatase activity. Gene Ontology annotation, biological process: protein dephosphorylation. Bases 146 to 4294 code for a protein of 1382 amino acids. NCBI's taxonomy places the organism in Eukaryota, Metazoa, Mollusca, Bivalvia, Myida, Myidae. The transcript is spliced from 21 exons. The record is from RefSeq and is a predicted model, not a curated record.
UAUUAACAUGUCGAGCGUAACAAAAAUAAACCCGCAGCCUUUUAUAUAACAUCGACAGGAGUAGACAAAUAUUGUGUUGCAGCAGCAGCGCGGGUGUUUAUUCUGAAACAGAUUCUGGAAAUGACAUGAACUAUUGGACACAAAGAUGAACAUGGCAGGCGGAUCAACCAUUAUUGCAUGGACAACAAUUCUAAUGACAUUUGCUGUGCAGACAUGGAGCCAGAAUUGUUCACCAUGCUCUUGUUGCAAUCAAGGAACGGGAUGCUCCUACAACGCUCAGCUCGGAAUCGACAACUACUGCUGGGGAGGUUGUGUCGAUGGAUACAUGAGCCCUCAGUGUCAGAAACGUUGUGGUUACCAACGUUGUCAGACAUGUUCAACAGAGACUACAUGUGAAACAUGUUAUGCUGGGUAUUACGGCGACCAAUGUAAAAGCCUUUGUCCCAGUACGUGUACCACUUGCACCUCUAGCACAUUAUGUACAUCCUGUAAUGACGGAUUUCACAGCGGGUCGGGGUCUACGUGCACAUAUAUGUGUAAUACAAAGUGUUUAUCUUGCACCAAUAUAUCAUCCUGUACAGCAUGUGAGGUUAAGAGUGGUAUUGGAUACUAUGGAAGUGAUUGCUCAAUGAUAUGCAGUAACAAGUGCAAAGACUAUAUAUGCGAUAUGUAUGGAAACUGUCUGCAAUGUGAAGAACCUAAUUUCAUAGGUGAUAACUGUGGUAGAUGUAUUGACGGCAAAUAUGGAAGUCAGUGUAAGAAUGAUUGUCCUGUAAAUUGUCUAUCGUGCGAAUCUGCCACUAAUUGUACUUCAUGUACAGACGGAUUUAAGGGUAUCACGUGCUCGACGAAGACGGAAUGCCCAGAGUAUUGUUUCAAUAAUACAGUUUGUUUAAGCACUGGAAAAUGUGAAUCAUGUAAAGACGGAUUAUAUGGCGAAUAUUGCAAUAUGACCUGUUCACAAAACUGCAGGAAUGGGUACUGCUAUCAAGACGGAUCUUGUAAAGCAGGUUGUGUUAAUGGCUCAGGGUGUGAACAAAGGAUUUGCCCACCGAACUGUAACUGUGAUACCAGCAACAACUGUAUAGAAUGUUAUAGUAAUUAUUUUGGGCCUUCAUGUUCUCUUACCUGUAGUUCAUGUAAAGAUAAUAUUUGUCCUGUACAUCGUUUAAAUGCAGGAAAAUGUGACGAAUGUGCUGCCGGGACGUAUGGUAAUCUCUGUAAUGAAACUUGUCCGGAAAAUUGUUUACAUGAUAGCUGCGACCAAGAGAGAGGGACUUGUAACUGCGAAAACGAUUACAAGUUUCAAAAUGGUACAUGUGUGCAUAGUAUAUGCCCAGCUAACUGUUCCACAUGUACUUCGUUACAUAAUUGUAAUUCCUGUGUUGCUGAGUAUUAUCAUGGAAAUACCUGUGAGUACGAAUGUAACAACUGCAGGUCAGGAACAACCUGUAGGAAGAGUGAUGGAUACUGUCAGGGUGAAUGUGCAGACGGUUUAGGUGGUAAUAAUUGUGGUACUCCUUGCAAUGAUGGAUGUUCUAACUGUACACGUAACCAAACUUCUGAAUGUUUGUCAUGUCAAACUGGACAUCAUGGCUAUGAUGGAUCAUACUUCACAUGCAGUAACACUUGCAAUAAUACAUGUGCGAAUAAUUCUUGUCACGCUUUGAACGGUCAAUGUGACCAAGGAUGUGUAGAUGGAUAUUCGGGACCGUUUUGUAACGUUUCGUGUCCAACUAAUUGCAAAUCGUGCCACCAAUACAACGGCAAAUGUAAUUUAUGUUCAUAUGAGUAUUGGGGCGAAUACUGCUUGAAAAAUUGCAGCGAAAACUGUAUGCAUAUAAACGAGUCCUUGUCAACCUGUGACAUUACAUCUGGUGAAUGCAAAUACGGAUGCCAAUAUGGGACUCACGGCUCACACUGCAAUAUUAAAUGUGACCAAAAGUGUAUCGCUUCUGAAACUGGGGUUCGUGAGUGCAGCCAUACAGACGGUCAGUGUACACAAGGAUGCAUUACUGGGUAUAAGCAGGGAAAUACAGGAUGCAUUGAUGUUAUCAAAUGUUCCGUAGCAUCCGUCAGUGCUGGCACAUCUGGAGCAGUUAUAGGUGGCGCUGUUGGUGGAGUUGUCGCUCUUCUUUCAAUUGCACUUGUCAUCGGAGCUUUCAUCUUAAUAAGGCGGUCAAGAAGAAGAAAAGACAGCACCGAUAAUCCAAAGACAGACGGCUAUGAAGCAGAUUUGGUUAUUUCCAAAGAGGAAAAUGAGGCAGUCUUUCAAAACGCAACUGCUUCUACCAGUAUUUAUCAUGUAAUUAACGAUACGACCGAAAACGGUAAACCUGGAAAUGGUUUUGAAAACAAUCCUACAGAAUCGAAUCCAUUGAAAGCUGCUAGGGAUGAAAACAACGCAGAUCGUUCAUCGGACUGCCAAGACAAAAUUGUGAUAACAAAGGCGUCAACAGGGCAAUCAAAGACAAAAAAGCUAAGAAACUCAGCAGGAAGAUCAGAACAGUUGGAAAACAGCGUGGAAGGUCAAACACCUAUUAAAGAUGCGUCGAAUGACAUAACACAUAACAAAGACACCGGUGAUGUGUACUACAAUAUGAAUAAGGUUGCCGUCAAACACUUGGGAUUAUUCGUGGCUACAAAGGACAAAGCAUAUUUUCUCGAAGAGUUUAAGAAACUUCCUGAAGGUUUGGUAAAACCCCAUCAAGAUGCAAUGAGGCCAGAAAAUCGUCCCAGAAAUAGAUAUCAAGGCAUUUACCCAUAUGACGACACCAGAGUGAAAUUGACGGGUGGAGAUACAGAUUUUAUCAACGCAAGUUUUGUAGACGGAUACAGGCAGGAAAAUGCAUACAUUGCAUCACAAGGUCCAACAGAGAAGACAAUGCAGGACUACUCGGUGUUUUGGCGGAUGAUCUGGCAACAAAAAGUUGGCAAGAUCGUUAUGCUCACAAAUUUAGUUGAAGACGGGAAACCAAAAUGCGACCAAUAUUGGCCGGAUCAUGGAACCACCAAACAGUAUGGAGAGAUACACGUGACGUGUUUAACUGAAGACAUGUACGCCGACUUCUUGAUGUUAACUUUUUCAGUGAAAAUGGAUAAAGAGGACAGGGCGGUACAACAUCUUCAUUUCACCAGCUGGCCAGACAAAGGGGUUCCCGAUGAUGUAACUUCCCUGGUAGAUUUCCGUCACAGGGUUCUACAAACAAAAUCUCCACUUGAUGGACCUACUCUCGUUCACUGCAGUGCUGGCGUUGGCAGGACGGGAACUUACAUAGCGAUGGACGUGCUGACAAGAGAGGGUGAAGCGGAAGGAUCCGUUGACAUUCAUGGCUGUGUCAACACCCUAAGACAUCGUCGUACGCGUAUGGUCCAAACCGCUGACCAGUAUGCUUUUCUGCACCAUGCAAUUGUCCACACGUUGACGUUAGACAGUACUCCCGUGACAACGGAGGGGUUUACAGCCUACUUGUCGGAUUCGGAGAACGAACAGAGGCAAAUCAAACAGUUCAAGCAACUUGAAGAUAUCACGGAAAGAUCUGAACAGGAGCGACUAGCAUCUGAGAGAAACGCAGCCUUAACUAAUUCCAACAGGAAGGGCACUGACAUUCCAGGUAACUUAUACAGACCGAGACUGCAUUUAGGUAAAGAACCGGGGCAGGAUUAUAUCAACGCCAUGUAUGUAAAUAGCUACAAACAAAGGAAAAAAUUUGUUCUCGCUAUGACCCCGCUUGAUGAGACUGUGGCUGACUUUCUUUGCCUCACAAUACAAGAAACAGCCGCCUGCAUUGUCGAUAUGGAGAAUGACAGUUCCCUGUACAUUCCCGAUGUUGGCACGCAAGCAAAAUUCGGUUCAUACACAGUAGACAAUCUUCGAGAGAAGUCAACAUCGUACAGUGUCAACCGGGUACUUAGAAUAAGCUACAACGGCCGGGGAGGACCUAAGGAGCAUACGGUGUCACACUACGAAUAUACGGGAUGGCCAGACAAUGCAGAAGUUCCCGAGUCUGCUAAAAACUUCUUGCAUCUUGUUAAGGAAGUAGAAACAAAGUCCGCAUCUGGAUCUGUCAUUGCGCACUGCAAGACUGGAGGCGGACGCUGCGGCAUGUUUGCAGCUGUUUGGACUAUUCUGGAGAAGACUGGCAUUGAACAUGAAGUAUCGAUAUUUAAUACAGUUCGCCAGCUGCGGGCAAGGCGACCAAAUGCCUUAUGCACUAGUGAGCAGUACUCAUUUUGUUACGAAUGUGUUCGCGAGUAUCUUCAAACAUUCGACAUCUACUCCAACUUCUCGUAGCAACUUGAAAUCACAAAACUUGUAUAAAAAUACCUAUAAUCAUUCUACAUAUACGUACAUAAAGCUGAAUGACUCUAUAAGUGAUUUUGUAUUGAUUGUGUUCAUGAAUAUCUACAUCAAUUCUACAUAUACUUACAUGAAUCUGGGUGACACCAUAUGUGCUCUUGCCUCGGGUGCGUCUAUAGCUAUAUACAGUCAUUCUACAUAUAAGUACAUGAAUCUGUUGACUCCACAUGUGCUCUUGUAUCGGACGCCUUCAUGAUUAUCUACAGUCAUUUUACAUAUCCAUACAUGAAGCUAGAUAACUUCACACGUGCUCUUGUUUUUAGUGUUUAUGAAUAUCAACAGUCUAUCUACAUAUACGUACAUGAACAUGGAUGACGCUUCGCGCGCUCUUGUAUCGAGUGUACUCAUGAAUAUCUGCAAUAAUUUGGCCCUUCUAGCAAUUUUGUUACACAAACACGAACUCUAACCUUGUGCGAUUUUUUUAUAUGGCUGAGUGUUAUUAUAUUAUAAUAUGUAUAUACAAAUAAUGGAUGUAGUGUGAACAAGUAAAGCAAAAUAUUGUAUUGUCAUCAUUUUAUCUUUGCAUAUUUAUUGCAAUGCUUUUACACAUGUAUAUCCGUUGUUGAUACAUUUCUUCAUGCUGUGGUACAACCUAUUUAUUGAUUAUUUAUAAAGGUUAACAAUAUAAUGUUUGUUGAGCAGUAUAUAAUGGUAAAGCCAUGAAUUUGAUAUUUUUUGAUAACUGUUAUUUACAUCUUAAAUAUUGUAAUCUUCGUUUCUUCUGAUAUCGUCUGAAAGCUUAAAGCACAAUAAUGCAGUAAAAAGGCGUAUACAUAUAUAUUACCUAAUGUUUUGUACACCUUAGUACUAUACACCUAUGUAUACAAUAUGUAAUAAAAUGUUGAAAAAAA